Molecule: messenger RNA, 1884 nt
Organism: Tarenaya hassleriana
Lineage: Eukaryota; Viridiplantae; Streptophyta; Magnoliopsida; Brassicales; Cleomaceae
Product: 28S ribosomal protein S29, mitochondrial-like
Exons: 7
Coding region: 346-1785 (479 amino acids)
Cellular component (GO): mitochondrial small ribosomal subunit
Molecular function (GO): structural constituent of ribosome
Source: RefSeq, a predicted model, not a curated record
UACUGGGUUUUUCUUUGAUGGUCGGAUUCGAGUUUGGUCUUUACUCUUACAAAUUACAAUUACCGCAUAGUAUUAAUAAGACCAUUUAUGAAAUGUUCGGAACCCAUUUCUUUAGGACUGCUGCUGUUCUUCGUUUGAGACUUAUGUCGAUGCUAAGUGGCUUAUUUGGGCCGCCCAUUCAAGCCCAUAAAAUAAUGUAUAAAAUUACCUUUAAUACCCCCAGUUCUGAUAUGUUAUUACUAAUUUGCCAUUCCUUCGCUGCUUCACGGCGAAACACCCGGUUCGCACCCCAAAUCCCUCCUUAAAACCUCGACGCAGAGAGAGAGAGAGAGACAUACCGGAGAAAUGUUGAGGUCCACCGUCAGGGCCGCCUUCGGGAGUUUCAAAUCUCACCGGAGAACUUGGCUCCGAACUGAUACGACCAGCCAUUUUCCGGCGGAGCCUUCAGUCGCCGGGCGAACCCUACUACCGACCUUGGACCAUGUCCAGCGGUGUUUUUCUUCUUCCAAGUCCACGAAGGCUAACGUUAGCAAAGCGAAGAAGGCUGAUGGCAAAAAAUUUAAAUCCAAAGGUGGCGAUCCUGGUUCCGCCGGAGCUGAAGACGGCGAGUUUGGGUCGGCCGGAGGCGACGACCUCGAUGCUGCUCGCGCCCGGCGACUGGCCGAGGACGAGAUGAAUCCGUCUCUCGAUGUGGGUCCCAACGGGCGGCCUCUCUUCACAUCGAUAGCUACCCUUUCGGAGCUCUCGCCGAAGGAUGCUUGCUCCUACUUCAAAUUCAACGAGGCAACACUGAGAGGAGUGUUGCCGGAGGGAUUGCCUUCAGGAAUGGUAGAGGAGUUCAAGGAGUCAAUGAGGCCUGCAUUGCUUGUUAGAAAAAGUUUCCUGGCUCUGCGCGAUAAUUUCAGACGCAUUGUGGAUCCUCCCAUGUGGCCAAGUGACAGUAAAGGUUCAAAAAUCAGGAAACAGAUUGUCCUGGAUGGCCCUGUUAAGUGUGGAAAGAGUAUCGCUCUUGCAAUGCUUGUUCAUUGGGCACGUGAUGAGGGCUGGCUAGUUUUGUAUGCACCGAAAGGCCGUGAUUGGACUCAUGGAGGCUACUUCUAUAAGAAUCCACACACGGGUUUUUGGGACACGCCAUUACAAGCAGAGAAUGUUCUCAAGGAUUUUGUUAAGUUCAAUGAAUCACGCUUAAGGGAGCUUCCAUGCCAAAUAUCUGAUCCCAUUCCCCUCGGGGAGGGAACGGGUGUUGGAUUCAUGAAAGGAGCAGACACUAUGUUGAUUCCUGAGGGAUCAACUCUGUUUGACCUCAUGCAAAUGGGGAUUCAGACCACCCAUGCAGCUGUUGGUGUGGUGGUACGUCUGAGGAAAGAACUCUCACUCGUUAAAGACAUACCAGUGUUGAUUGCAAUCGAUCAAUAUAACAAUUGGUUUACAUUCAGUGAGUACGAGGAGCCUGUAACACCUCGAUCCUGUCGACCAAUACAUGCCAGAGAACUGACAAUGGUAAAUGCUUUCAGGAGUAUGAUGCAUGAUGACAUGAUGGUGGGUGCUUUCUCUCAUUCAACAGCGGUGGGAAAGCUACGGAAAGACUUGCCGGAUGUACCGCUCGAUGCACGCCUCAGUCUCCCUCGUUAUAGUCUGGAAGAAGCAGAAUCAGUCUGCCAUUACUACCUUCGGCAAAGAAUGGUGAGGAGGGAAGGAUUCUCGGAGGAAAGCUGGAAGAAGAUAUACUAUUUGUCUAAUGGGAACGGAGCUGAGAUGCGGUGGCUCUUCCCUUUCAUGACAUGAGAUGACCCCUUUUUUUUCUUUAACACAUUUCAGAGGUCUCAAAUGGUCAUGGUGUGAAAACAUUUCAUUUUCUUAAGAAUAAAAAAAAAGUUUGAAUUU